Molecule: messenger RNA, 1752 nt
Organism: Engraulis encrasicolus (European anchovy)
Lineage: Eukaryota; Metazoa; Chordata; Actinopteri; Clupeiformes; Engraulidae
Gene: gja2
Product: gap junction protein, alpha 2
Exons: 2
Coding region: 231-1418 (395 amino acids)
Biological process (GO): cell-cell signaling
Cellular component (GO): connexin complex
Molecular function (GO): gap junction channel activity
Source: RefSeq, a predicted model, not a curated record
UCCUCCCAGGACCUCACUUGUGAGGACGCUGGGAAUAACAAAGUGUCAUGGUCGUUCAUAAAUCCAACGAGCGUGGGAAUUAAGGUGUACGGUGCUGUAAGAAGACGGCCUAAGCUUGAAUGAGGAGAGAGAACAGCAUGGACACGAGGACUUAGGAAAAGGUUUUUGGGGAGCGUGUUUGGUUCUCGUGAGGUGUUGGUGCUGCUGGGUGUGUUUGGAGAUCCAGAGCCAUGGGUGACUGGAGCUCGCUGGGGAAGCUGCUGGAGAGUGCCCAGGAGCACAGCACGGUGGUGGGCAAGGUCUGGCUGACCGUGCUCUUCAUCUUCCGCAUCCUGGUGCUGGGCGCGGCCGCCGAGAAGGUGUGGGGCGACGAGCAGUCGGGCUUCACCUGCGACACCAAGCAGCCCGGUUGCCAGAACGUCUGCUACGACAAGACCUUCCCCAUCUCGCACAUCCGCUUCUGGGUGCUGCAGAUCAUCUUCGUCUCCACGCCCACGCUCAUCUACCUGGGCCACAUCCUGCACCUGGUCCGCAUGGAGGAGAAGCACAAGCAGCGGGAGAAGGACCUGGCUGACAGGCUUGAACAGGAGCAGCUCAACAGCGCCUCUGGUGGCGGCGGUAAGCAGCAGUUGUUGCUGACGGGCGACGGGAAGUGCCGCAAGGCGCCGGUGCGCGACGAGCAGGGCAAAAUCCGCCUACAGGGGGUGUUGCUGCGCACCUAUGUCUUCAACAUCAUCUUCAAGACGCUGUUCGAGGUGGGCUUCAUCGUGGCCCAGUACUUCCUGUACGGCUUCGAGCUCAAGCCGCUCUACACGUGCAACCGGCCGCCCUGCCCCAACGUGGUCAACUGCUACAUCUCCAGACCCACGGAGAAGACCAUCUUCAUCCUCUUCAUGCUGGUGGUGGCCUGCAUCUCGCUGCUCCUCAACCUGGUGGAGAUGUACCACCUGGGCUUCACCAAGUGCCGCCAGGGCCUGCGCUACCGCCGCACCCAGUCCCUGCUGGAAGGCACUGUCACGCCCAAGUCGUCCAGCGAGACGGCGGUGGCGGUGCCCGUGCCCGUCCCUUCCUCGUUUGGGCCGGUGCCCAGCUACACCUACUUUGCCCACCAGCCGCCUACUGCGCCGGAGCCCUACCGCGUCGCGGACUCCCCCCACUAUAGUCUGACCGAGCCCGACUCGGCCUUCCAGCCGUACAACAGCCACAGCAGCAGCAAGGCGGCCUACAAGCAGAACCGCGACAACCUGGCGGUGGAGCGCAACGGCGGCACCAAGCCCACCGACGCCACCAUGGAGCUGAAGGUCAAGAAGGGGUCCAGCUCGGCGCCCGGGUCGCCCAUACUCCAGCACCAGCGCCGGCCCAGCCGAUCCAGCCGCACCAGCAACAACAAGACUCGGCUGGACGACCUCAAGAUCUGAAACACAUGGCUGGACGACCUUCAAGGUCUGACCUUAAGAUCUAAGAUCACAACUGGAUGACUUCAAGAUCUGACUAUGUGGUCAGGGGCAGACAUACAGUACCAGGUUUAGAAAGUAUAAACGCUGCCACAUUUGCUCAAGCCAAUUCAGUGAACCAGCUGAUCUUAACUACCACACCCAGAUUCAGCCAGGUUGAUGAAUGAGCUAAUGAAAUCAUGUGUGUUAGGAGCCCAAGGAGAGAACGAAUAUCUGGAAGGAAGGACUUUUAUCAUUUUUCAAUCAAGUUUGUCCGGCCCUGUGUGGGGGGAGAGUGGAAGCCAGAAGAAGUGAAGAA